This is a messenger RNA of Protopolystoma xenopodis, 432 nucleotides long. The record is from the annotation of a GenBank genome assembly. NCBI's taxonomy places the organism in Eukaryota, Metazoa, Platyhelminthes, Monogenea, Polystomatidea, Polystomatidae.
UGGGGAGGUUGCGCUCAUAAUGUACGCUUUGGCUACGACUUCUCAAAAGCUUUUAUUGACGAUGUUGAGUUGUCCUACUGGACCACACGUGGUUGGCAUCAACCCUUCUGGUUCGGUCCUACUCCUGUUGAACUUCCGGUUGGCCGCAGUCCCCGACAUCUUACUGCCCAGAGCGCCCCGACGUCAUGGCAAUUGAACUUGGUCCCAAGCCUAAGGACGAGAGAAGGUUCGGAAGCUGGCUGGUGGGCAGAAAGAGAUGGCUAUCUGAAAAAUUCACGUCCAAGAGGGCUUAGACAGACAAAAGUGGGCCAGGCAGGACAGGAAAGAUUGGCGGCUCUAGAGGAAGGAGAAAAAGAGAGGCUGGAUUAUCAACAAGGGCAAGAUGAUAGAGAUCGAAUUCGAGGGGCAAAUUUCAAGCGUAUUUCCAAGAGA